This is a messenger RNA of Drosophila santomea, 565 nucleotides long. RefSeq lists its product as uncharacterized. Gene Ontology annotation, cellular component: endomembrane system. The transcript has 2 exons. NCBI's taxonomy places the organism in Eukaryota, Metazoa, Arthropoda, Insecta, Diptera, Drosophilidae. Bases 4 to 402 code for a protein of 132 amino acids. The record is from RefSeq and is a predicted model, not a curated record.
AGUAUGGAGCCCUCCAAAUCAGAGUCGCGGCAUCGCCUAAAUGCGGGGGGACCGAGCUCAUCGCCAGCAAGCUCUGGAGAAUACAUCAAGGUGGUGGAGUCCCAAUGCGAGACCGAUGGAUUCGUUAAUGAGCAUUGGACGGAACCGGCGACCCAAAGUCCAGUGCCCUGGAAAACCAUCGCUAUCAUACUAUUGCUUUUCAUCGGUGGCAUUAUUUGUAUCGCCUUUGCUACUCUAAACUGGGUGACGGAUACAAGCCGGGAGCGCUCGGAUCGGGUGUGGGCGUUGGGUAUUAUCGGGGCACUGACCUUUAUCCCGGGAAGCUACUAUGUCUAUGUCCUCUUCUGCAUAAUGCUCAACCGCAAUGGAUUCACCAUGGACGAGAUACGAAGACUGGGCUGACCAAAACACCAUGUUUCGUCAAUAGAGUUUAUUGCUUUUACACUACAGUUACAGUUCACACAUUUCAUUGGCAUAAUUUCUUUAGCAACAAUCUUAAUAUGUAGUUAAUAAUGAUACAUGUGUAUUGCCCCAGUAAUUGUAUAAAAAUAUUUUGUAAACACGA